Lepisosteus oculatus (spotted gar) is the source of this 3378-nucleotide messenger RNA. It is a transcript of the gene mmp23ba, whose product is annotated as matrix metallopeptidase 23ba. Gene Ontology annotation, cellular component: extracellular matrix. Gene Ontology annotation, biological process: proteolysis; extracellular matrix organization; collagen catabolic process. NCBI's taxonomy places the organism in Eukaryota, Metazoa, Chordata, Actinopteri, Semionotiformes, Lepisosteidae. The record is from RefSeq and is a predicted model, not a curated record. Gene Ontology annotation, molecular function: metalloendopeptidase activity; zinc ion binding.
ACCUUGCUGACAAAGCAGUCUUUUCUCUACUGCAAGGCGAUGAGAACUGGGAGACUUAAAAUAAAACAGAAAAUGGUCAACGUCUUUGCUCCAAAGAGCGAGAGAUGGUUUAGUCACUAUGCAGUAAAUUGUCACCCGAUAGUUUGGCAGUGUCUUUGAGGAAGACCCCGAGAGCGGUGUCUUGUGGUAUUUUGUAGCCUGGGGUGUCUCAAAUUCGCCAUUUAUCCCUGCGGCAGCCGAUUCUGUGUAAAGGUUGUGUCAUCUAAUUUUCGCAAUUGCGCAAGUUACCGUACUAACACUCGCUUGGAAAUUUAGGACGGUGUGUCUUUUCGGGAUCAAGUUAAUUCCCCUUCAACCUCGAGGCUGCUUCUCCUUAGCAAGCAGUAGGAAGGAUCAGAUCUACUGUAUGUACAGCACUUCCCCUGUAAAGGAGAUGGAGUGAUACAAGGCACACACGUGUGUAACCCGACUGCACUUCUAAAUACCACAUAGCCUGAGCAUGUAUUAAGUCAGCUGAUGGCUCGGGAGCUCUUAUUUCGGCUUCAAGAGUAAAAUACUGGGUUAGAUUAGGGACACCCAUCUGAGCAGAAUCGUUUUUCAGCCAUCCAUGUGAUAGAAGCACAACGUAUUUGAAGUCUUACAAGCCUGCGCCGAAUACAAAACGUUCCUUCAAUUGGACCCACAAAGACAGAAACAGUUUUUACUAUCUCUCAGCUCGGGAAAUGUCAUAGCCUACGGAAAAACUUGAAUACGCUCUCAGUUACGGCGCUUUGGCAAAUUUCCAUUGCAGGCUUCUUUUCUUAAUCCUUUGGUCGGGAAAGCUGACUUCUGAGCAGUUUUUUGAAUCCGGAGAUUCACAUCAGAGCGCUUUGAGAAGUGUCUUGCGCAAACGUGAACAAUAACAGAUGAAGUCUAAGAAACCCAUAGCCUUUCAAACACAUGCAUCCACGCUGUAAAGCUCAACCCUCCAGUAUCUUAGUAAUUGGAAUUGGAAAGGAAGCCCAUUCACGAUUGCUCCGUCUCUCCCGGAACAAACGCUACACGCUCACUCCAGAGAAGCUGAAAUGGGACAAAUUCAAGCUCACUUACAAGUUGCUGUCUUUCCCCAGAAACCUGAUAAAUGCCAGCGACACCCACAAGGCGAUGGCCAAGGCCUUCAGCAUGUGGGGCGACGUCUCGCCCUUCAGCUUCAGAGAGGUGCCCGCUGACCAGGAGGCUGACAUUAAGAUAGGAUUUUACCCCAUCAACCACACGGACUGCCUGCGGUCCUACCUGCACCACUGCUUCGACGGCAUAACAGGGGAGCUGGCCCACGCCUUCUUCCCCCCCACGGGGGAGAUCCACUUCGACGACCACGAGUACUGGGUCCUGGGGAACAUGCGCUUCAGCUGGAAGAAAAGGGUGUGGCUGACGGACCUGGUGCACGUAGCGGCCCACGAGAUCGGCCACGCCCUGGGCCUGAUGCACUCCCUCAACCCCAAGGCCAUCAUGCACCUCAACGCCACGCUCACGGGGAAGAAGUUCAUCACCCAAGAUGACGUCUGGGGCCUCCACCGGCUGUACGGUUGUUUGGACAGGUUAUUCAUCUGCCCGUCCUGGGCUCGGAAGGGAUACUGCGACAGCAAGAGAAAACUGAUGCAGAGACAGUGUCCGUCCAGCUGUGAUUUCUGCUAUGAAUUCCCCUUUCCCACGCUGGCUCCUACUCCAGUUCCUCCCAGGACUAAGAACAAGCUGGUCCCAGAGGGCAGGAAGCUCACCUUCCGCUGUGGGAAGAAAGUUGCUGCAAAGAAAGGCAAAGUCUACUGGUACAAGGAUGGGGAGCUCCUGGAAUAUUCCUACCCUGGGUACAUCUCCCUCAAAGAUGACCACAUCAGCAUCGUUGCCAAUGCCAUAAAUGAGGGCACCUACACUUGCAUUGUACGGAAGAACAACAAGGUCCUUACCAGCUUCUCCUGGCGGGUCCGGGUUCGAUUCUAACUGGACUGCUGUCACCCUAUGCCAUACCUCCAACACACUGGGCAAGAUGAGCUAACAAAACCCGCCCCCCUCCCCCACACAGAGCCUUCUUUUCCCAGUACUUGUCAACGCAGAAUAUUUGUUAUGUGGUUUGGUUUGGUGUUCAGCAUUUUCUGACUUGUCCAUUUAAUGAGAAACAAAGGCUGAAAACAAAUGGAUUAAAAAAAAAAACAUUCUGAACUCUGACCAAAUAUCUUAAAAGGUUUAAUUCUGGAACCACAAUGCCAAAGUGUUUACUUCUGUGAUUUAUGUCUAAGUCAGGCCGUGUGGGAGUGAUGUUAGAAGAGCUGGAUGAACUAUUCAUUCUUCAGUUCUGGAAGAGAAGGACAGGAAGGGAUCUUAUUGUGUGAAUCAGCAUUCCAACGAAGCCAAGUGUUUCAGGCCACUUACUGUUAAUUUUGUCUUCACAUAUGCAGAGGAAAAGCCACUCAAUUCUCCAUGCAGAUCACACCAUUUUUCAGGAAAGGGAUGUUUUAAGCAUGUCUCCCGUAAAAAAAAAAAUCACUCAAAGCUCAUGUCCAAGUAGAAAUAAACUAAGCUGAAAAAUGAGCAACAACUUAAAAGAAUAUUUCUGUAAAAUAUCUUUGCAAAACAGCAUUUUAAAAAAACCUGAAAGAAGGCAAGAAAACAUAUCCAGACUCUCACUGUCAAGUCUUCCAAAAGCAACGAAAUCAGGAAAAGUAUUCAAAUAAGUUGGUUGCUUUUAUUUGUUUCAGGGUGCUGUUAAGAUCCAGCACAAUCAGCGUUAGUGUGAGGGGCUUGAUGGGAUCACCUAAGAAAUGCCAAACUCAUGAUGCACAAGCCAAGAUGUUUAUAGAGCAUGAUGCAAACGUUCAGUGCUGACGGGCACCGCAGUGCAUUUAAUCAUUUGUAAAAAUGUCUGAGCAUUGCACAAAACCCAGUGAACAGAAACAACAGCACUACUAUUUUUCAAAUGUACCAUUAAGAAUUAUGCAAAAUCCUCUGACAUCACCUGUUUACAGGGCUAAAUGAAUAAGGUUUUGUAAUUGAAUAAUUCAGCAAUGGUGUCUUACACUCACAGACUACUACAUUUUACACAUAUGAAACAAAUAUAUUUCUAUUGUGAACAACCUGUCAUUGAUAGAAGGGAUAGGACUCCAGAUAUAUUGUCACCACACCACACAAGAAGCUUGUGUAUCAUGGAUAUUGUUUUCAAUACAAGUAAAGUUUUAUUCCAUGCUGAAAAGAGAAGAGACAACAUUUCGGGCUGUGAGGCCUUCUUCAGGUGUGGGGGAGAGAGGAAAACCAGCAGUUGAUAAAGCAGGAGAGAGCAAAAGCCGGGAGUGGAGAGGAGGUGGGAGUUGGAGAGAGGCAGAGUGGACAGGUGGUGUGAAGUCAAGA